UACACGUGUGCUCCAGUGCAAGGAAUAUAGUUCUGCAUGAGACGAGGCACACUCUGAGAGGGAGUGCACAGUGGACGGACGUGUACGCCAGGUCGAUUAACGCCACUACCACCGCCUGCAGUGUAUCAGAUAUUCCCAAAUUACGUGAUUAAUUAGCAAACAAGCCCUCAGAUCAGCCGAAUUCAACGAUCUAGCACCGUAAGGCUGUAACCCUCCGCUUGCAUGGCGGUCGGAAAUAGAGGUGUGAGCUAGUCGGCGCGGGACAGGUGCCUGUGCUGAGUGUGUGGAAGGAACGAGCGACUCCAUCGCUACUCCUCACAGGUCAUUUCAUCGCUAUUAUACUGCCGUGGAAGGUUUCUAUCUGUUUUAAAAAAUUAAUGAAGUUCUUAUCAGGACAAGCAGCAGUUUGAGACUGCGCACAAGUGGCUUCCGAUGCUCCAAGUGGCAGGAGGCAAGGAGAGUGUACAGGCCAGUACAUGGUAGAUCCGAGGUGACUCGCCCGCUGCCUGCUUGCCAGCCAGCCUGCCAACCGAUACUUAUGACUGGAAAACUUCGCUGACAACUUGGAAUCUUUGUACCUGGGAUACAUGAGCUAAAAGCAGUGGUGUGAGCAGCCUAGAAAGACAAGACGCCAACAGGGUGAGAGUUGGAGAGUCCGGCUGAUGGCAUGUUGUCGUCAGCACCAGGGACAUGACGGUUGUCUCAAACAGGAGCUACACUGCGACCACGUGCUACUCAGUCAAGGUAUAUGCGAAAACGUGUUUUGGUGGACAUGUUGCUGCUAUUGCUGUUGCCCAUGCUCGCCGGACCCAGCGUUGUUCAAGCCCAGAUUGACAUCCACCCAUCAGAUGAGGAUAGACUCAUCAAGAUCCUUCUGUCUCGAUAUAAGCGCCGAGGAAAAUACGGGCGACCGGUGAAACACUUCAAUGACACCGUCAAAAUUUCCUUCAACAUCCAACUUAUACAAAUUAUGGACCUUGAUGAGAGAAAUCAAGUGCUUACGCUCAACGUCUGGGAUAGAUACAAUUGGUAUGACGAGUAUUUGAAAUGGAUUCCUUCGGAAUGGGGAGGCGUGAACAAAGUGAGGAUACCGCCCAGUAAAAUUUGGACCCCCGACAUUCGACUGUAUAACUAUGCUGACGAGAGGCUGGAGGAACACAGGGACGCCUUGUGCCAAAUAGAAAGUACCGGCCUCAUUAUAUGGUUGCCUCAAGCAGUGUAUAAAAGCUCGUGUGAAAUUGAUGUAUCAGCAUUUCCGUUUGAUAUACAGAAUUGCCAUUUAAAGUUUGGUUCGUGGACGUAUGAUCAAUCUAAAGUGGAUCUAGAACUUGUGGGUAACACGGAGGAGAUAGACCUGAGCGAAUAUGUGGUGUCUAAUGCGUGGAACAUACUGUCAGCUCCGGCCAAGAGGAACGAGGUGUCCUACUCGUGUUGUCCAGAGCAAUACGUCGACCUGACCUUCCGACUCAUCUUCCAGCGUCGCUCUGUACUGUACAACUAUAUUCUCAUUCUACCAUGUAUCCUGCUCACCUCGCUCACACUCGUGCUCUUCUGGAUCCCACCCGAAUCUCCAGCCAAGCUAAUGUUGGGAAUCAAUAUCUUUGUGGCAUUUUUCCUGCUGCUCCUUCUGAUGGAAUCCAGCUUGCCCCCUGCCGCCGCCUCCGUGCCCCUCCUAGGUACUUACUACUGUCUAAACAUGAUCCUCAUCACUCUAUCAUCGUUCCUUAACGCCUUCGUGGUCAACAUGGCGUUCUACGGUCCUCGCAGGCAGGUGCCUGACAUUCUUAGAACGGUUAUCUUUAGUUUCUUCGGGAGAAUUCUAUGCAUGGACAAUUUAGUGCAGCCGUAUUUGGACGCGGCCAAAGCCCGGCGCUUCCAGUCGGCGGACACUCAUCCGUUUGUGGGUGUGAACGGUGACAGCACAAACUGGGGCUCGAAGGAGCCUAGCGUCCCUACUGACUUACUCUUACAUUCACGACAGUGCUCGAAUGACGACGAGUCAGUGCAACAACUGUCCCUAAUAGACUAUCACCUGUCUGAAGUGAUGGAGUUCCUGCGCAGCUACCGGGAUCGGCUCGCUGACAAAGACCGCAAGGACAAAAUAGGCAAGGAAUGGAAGGCAGUGGGGCUGGUCUUCGACAGAAUAUUUUUCAUAAUCUACUUAACUACAAUAGUUGUAUCCAUGUGCGUCCUUCUCCCCAUCAUCACGCUCAGCCAUGUCAACAGGGUGGACAAAUAAUACCCACUGACACACCAAAGUCUAACUCUCACAACCUGAAACUCACACAAACGCCGUCACACUGUCACACAAGCACGGACACACAUUCAAUCGAAAACACACACACCUGAAAAAGAUACACAUGCAUGCACGCACGCACGAGCGCACAUACACAAAAAAAACAAAAAAAACAAUCUCAUGAUGACGCUUCAUUGGGUUGCUAUUCACACUGAAGCCUUUAUUUGGUAACAAAAGAUUGUGAUUGUCACAUGGAUUACUUCCAAUAGUUCGAAGGUUUAAGAUUUACAUAAACAUAUAGUGUGCCCGAUGAAAUAGCAACACGGAUACAACGUUUUGUGUUUCGAUGGAGCAGUACAAUACGUGUAUUGAACCAGAAAGACGGCAAGGUUAUUGCCGGAAAGAAACUCGUUAUUCGCUGAGAGACUUGUCCCCAAAAUACAGUCACGUUGAUUCUAUACAAUUUUUAAAUGUUUGAAGGAACAGCGGUGUGCUGAAGAUACUCGCUGUCGGACAGCGCGUGUUGUUUGCGCAUCAUAUAUGAUCACAGCCCAUCGUCAUCAGCAUCCUCAUCAUAACCAUCUACGCUGUCAGGUCUGCAUGAACGUCAUCGACCGCCUCACUGCUGAGUAACGUUUCUGAUCUAGAGCUGCACAUUGCAACAUCACGUGAACUUUGACCUGUUCCACGUUGUUUACUGUUGAAAUUGUGUUGUGAGUACUCGCCCGUUUGUCUUGCUGUACCUAGACGUCUAGUGGUUGCGCUAGACUAGCGCUGUAUGGGGAAUAGGAAGGAGACCUGAAUUUACCGUUCAUCCCACAGGUAUGCAUGACUAUCAUGGCUGUCAUGUCAGCGACUGUUAUCAUGGUGACGAAACAUUUAAAUCACUACCCGUUCCUUAGGACUAGUAAAACUCAUUUUAAAUGAGAAUUAUUUAACUAUACAAACUGAUAAUGUAUGCCUCAGAUAAUCUACCCUUCUCAAUGCACAUCGAAUGAUUACUGUUUAUCUUUCAAUCAGUGUCCCUUGACCAGUGUCCCUUGUAUAGCAAUGUCCAAGAUUGUGGGCAGUCAUUCCGCCGUCUCUUAUCACUAGACGUGCGCUCUGCGCAGUAGGCCAGUUCGUAGCUGUAGAUACAUGUACUCGCUGAUGUAUCUGUUUGAUGUAGGGAUAAGAUUUACUGUAGAAAUACAGUAUUCAAUUUAUUUUUGUACUUCGCUGCUGGCACACUCACAAGCUGUUUUGCUAUAGAGAAUGUCUGGCCAACGUUAGCUGUGAUACCUUUAGGGAAACAUGGAACUAUCACAUAUUGACUUUAAACAUAACACUGACUGAUUGCUCCCUGUCUCUCCCAAACAGAGACGUGGCACAUUGACUAUCGCUAUUACAUGUUCUUUAACUUCAUUGUUCUUGUUCAAAAGUAUAUGUAAAAUAUAUGUUUUGACGGAUUAGAUAGCUUCCGCUGCAAAAUGUUCAGAAAUACACAUCCAACUAAUCCGAAUAAGGUGUAAGGGAAGUAGUGCGUCAACUGUGCCCAUUCUCUCUACCCCCCCCCCCCCCCCGUCGGUUAUGCAGUGCUACCCAUUGUAACAGUUGUAUCUUCUUGCGUUGACGUGCAAUCAAGCCACCAUCACGUCUUAACAUAAUGGACAGUAUUCAGAACACUGUGGGCUUGGCUUGUCCGUCUACUGGGUAGUACGCUGUCUAGGCGAGACUUGCGCCAUGUCCUACUGGGUUGGACCGCUGUCUAAGCGUGACAUGCUCCAUGUCCUACUGAGUUGGACCACUGUCUAGGCGUGACUUGCUCCAUGCCCUAUUGGGUUGGACCGCUGUCUAGGCGUGACUUGCUCUAUAUCCUACUGUUUGGACCGCUGUCUAGGCGUGACUUGCUCCAUGUCCUACUGGGUUGGCCCGCUGUCUAGGCGUGACUUGCUCCAGGUCCUACUGGGUUGGACCGCUGUCUAGGCGUGACUUGCUCCAUGUCCUACUGGGUUGGCCCGCUGUCUAGGCGUGACUUGCUCCAUGUCCUACUGGGUUGGCCCGCUGUCUAGGCGUGACUUGCUCCAGGUCCUACUGGGUUGGCCCGCUGUCUAGGCGUGACUUGCUCCAUGUCCUACUGGGUUGGCCCGCUGUCUAGGCGUGACUUGCUCCAUGUCCUACUGGGUUGGCCCGCUGUCUAGGCGUGACUUGCUCCAUGUCCUACUGGGUUGGCCCGCUGUCUAGGCGUGACUUGCUCCAUGUCCUACUGGGUUGGCCCGCUGUCUAGGCGUGACUUGCUCCAUGCCCUACUGGGUUGGACAGCUGUCUAGGCGUGACUUGUUCCAUCUCCGUCUACUGGUCAGUAUCGCUGUCUAGGCAUGACUUGCUCCGUAUCCUACUGGUGAGUACCGCUGUCUGGGCGUGACUUGCUACACAUCCAUCUACUGGGUAGUACUGCUGCUAUAUCCUGAUCUGCUUUAUAUAAUCUACUCACGACGUCAGUUGAUGCCAGUUAAUCUGUUCACUACAAUGGUUGACAUGUACGUAGGAUGUGCUCCAGCUUUAUACAGAGUGUGGAAAAUGUACAGUUCCGUAUUCCAUAGCAAUAUAUAUGUCAGCUGAAGUGGUCCCACUGUUGCGGCUUGAGUAGCUUCACUAUAGACUAACUGUUGUCCUUUCAUACUAUUAUAUCUAGCUGCCAAUCACUAUGACCUAAGGAACAGCCAAACGUAGACAAUACUAGCUUACACACUUCCCAAACGAUAACAAAACACUUUGUUCAGAUACAGCUAAAGAUACGAGGUGGAUGGAGUUAAGGUGGGAGAUUCACGCAUCCCUCAUCCAAGGGCAAGUGAUGCGUGCUUCCACUUCACGUCAAGCCUGACGCAUACCUGGUUGUCGGUAGAGUGUGUGGGGUUGGUGGGGUGGGUGGGAAAAAAUGGUUAAUGAUGAUUAAUGAUGGAUAAUGAUGGGUACUGAUGGGACUUGGAAGGGGAUGUUUGACCUCAACGAUAUCUAUCCUAUGUUAACAGUUGUAUUAGUUAUAGUAUUUCGACGCUGUAUUGGUGCGUCAGAGACCACUAACUCGCAGCGCGUCCCUGCAAAGACUACGUGACAUGUUCCUGUAAAUCAAACAGAACACUGCACUGGCCGCGGACGCCAUCAAUGUGGCCACUGUAACACACAGGGAGGUCACGGACAUACAUCGGGUUAAACAUAAGAUAUCACUGUGAAUGCAUCACAAUGUUUUGUAUAUAAAUGCUCGUUUUAUACAUCUG
Haliotis rufescens (red abalone) is the source of this 5493-nucleotide messenger RNA. Its product is annotated as neuronal acetylcholine receptor subunit alpha-10-like. Gene Ontology annotation, cellular component: neuron projection; postsynaptic membrane; synapse. The transcript has 8 exons. Gene Ontology annotation, biological process: regulation of membrane potential; nervous system process; signal transduction. Gene Ontology annotation, molecular function: transmembrane signaling receptor activity; acetylcholine-gated monoatomic cation-selective channel activity. The record is from RefSeq and is a predicted model, not a curated record. The coding region runs from base 749 to 2239 and encodes 496 amino acids. NCBI's taxonomy places the organism in Eukaryota, Metazoa, Mollusca, Gastropoda, Lepetellida, Haliotidae.